AUGUCAGACAAAUCAUUUAAUGAGUCCUUGAAGAAUGUAUCACAAGUGUUCUCUGGUCUGGAUUUGCUCUUUGAUUUAAAGCCCCUCUUCGUUCCUCUAUAUGCCAUACUCGUAACCGUGGCUUGCUUAGGCAACAGCGUUUUAAUCCUUCUUAUUGCUUUCACUGAAAAGCUUCACAACACCACAAAUUUUCUCAUUGGAAACCUGGCAGCAGCAGACCUGGUCAUGUGUAUUUUCUGUGUCCCACUGACUGCCUCCUAUGCAUUUGAACUCCAUGGAUGGUUGUUUGGGGAAUUCAUGUGCCACUUUGUCACAUUAAUGCAAGCUGCAACUGUAUUUGUGUCUGUGUUAUCUCUGACCGCCAUUGCAGUAGAUCGCUAUGUUGUAGUUGUCUACCCUAUUCGAAGAAGAAUAGGAUGUAAAUCAUGUGCUUAUAUUGUCACUGCACUCUGGAUGAUCUCUAUUGGAAUUUCCUUACCAACAUCUAUGCAUACUCAUUAUCUUGACCUAAAAGAUGUUGGCCAUGACAUGAUCAUUUGUGAGGAAAUCUGGAAACACCAAGAAAAACAGAGGCUCCUUUAUUCAUGUACAAUGCUGCUGCUGACAUAUAUGCUUCCACUAUCUGCUGUCACUGUCUCUUACUGCGCUAUUGCCUAUCAUCUCAGGAGGAGGAAUGUUCCAGGGGCUGCAAGCCACAACCAAGAUAAAUGGACUAAAAAAAAACAGAAGACCUUCCGAAUGCUCAUCAUUUCAGUCAUGGCUUUUGCCAUAUGCUGGCUGCCUCUACAGGUAGUCAACCUCAUCCGGGAUGUUGAUGAAGAGUUUACCAUCCUAGAUAAAGUCUACAUCAAUGUCAUACAGGUGACCUGCCAUCUUAUUGCCAUGAGUUCUGCAUGCUACAACCCCUUCAUCUAUGCCUCACUGCAUGACAAAUUCCGUUUUCACAUUAGAAAUUACUUUAACCAUCAUAAGAAGAGAGCUAGCACCAUGUCAAGCAAGAACUCUAGGCUCAAUACCUGUUCUACACUGGCUGAUGUUCCCAUUGUCCUAUCAGAGAAAAUUACAUUUCAGCGAAGAUUCUCUUUUAACUAG
Staurois parvus is the source of this 1092-nucleotide messenger RNA. Lineage: Eukaryota; Metazoa; Chordata; Amphibia; Anura; Ranidae. The record is from the annotation of a GenBank genome assembly.